This is a messenger RNA of Aspergillus sclerotioniger CBS 115572, 1429 nucleotides long. RefSeq names its product RTA1 domain-containing protein. The record is from RefSeq and is a predicted model, not a curated record. The coding region runs from base 224 to 1252 and encodes 342 amino acids. The transcript is spliced from 2 exons. Gene Ontology annotation, cellular component: fungal-type vacuole; plasma membrane. NCBI's taxonomy places the organism in Eukaryota, Fungi, Ascomycota, Eurotiomycetes, Eurotiales, Aspergillaceae.
GUCCGCUCGUAGGUUUCUCCUGAGGAUGCAUGUUCAUCGGUACGGCGGUAUAUAUACAUGGCGCAUCGGAUCAUCACCACCACCACCACCACUAUCGUCCACCAAUACUACUACUAGUAGUCUUCCGCACCCAGGCCUGACUGCCUUGGAGUGACAACCUCAGGCAUUCACUCCCCACACAAUUCUCAUCUCCUAAUAUUUUGAUUGACAAAAGAAUCUCACCAUGACAACCGUCACUGCCCCGGCGCCCUGGAUCACCAGCAGUCAACAAUGUACCCUCGAGACCUGUCCCAUGUCCUAUGCGCACAUCACCUACCUACCCAACCUCGGCGGUAACGCAUUCUACAUCGCCCUCUUCGCCCUCUUCAUCCCCGUACAAUGCUAUCUCGGCAUCCGCCAUCGCACAUGGGGAUACCUCUUCGGGACCAUCUGUGGUCUAAUCCUGGAAGUACUCGGCUACAUAGCGCGCAUCUACAUGCGCCAUAACCCGUUCAUUGACCGGUGGUUCAUCAUGUACCUCGUCUGCCUCACCAUCGCCCCCGCCUUCCUCAGCGGCGCCAUCUACGUCUCCCUGGCCCGAAUCGUCGGCGCCUACAGCGCGCAAAUCUCCCGCAUAAAACAACGCAGCUACAGUCUGAUCUUCAUCAGCUUCGACAUCAUCUCCCUCCUCCUACAAGCCGCCGGCGGCGCCAUCACCACCUCCAACUCCGCCUCCACCGUCCAAGACGGCAUCAACAUCAUGAUCGCCGGUCUGGCCUCCCAAGUCGCCUCCCUAACCCUCUACAUCGUGAUCGUCCUCGACUUCGCCUACCGCGUGUUUAGUCUGAGCGCCCGGAACCCCUCUGCAAGCAACAACACGACCUUCCGUCUCGCAAACACCACGAAACGCGAAUCCGAUUCCCAGGACCUCGUCGUCUCUGAUACCGGUCUAAUUACCCUGAACCCGGAAUUCGCGGCCCUGAGGGCGUCGAAUCGCUGGAAGGCGUUCCUGUUCUGUCAGGGUCUCGCCGUCGUGUGUAUCUACAUUCGGAGUUGUUUUCGAGUCGCCGAGUUGUGUGGUGGGUUUAGUUCGCAUUUGGCGAAUGAUCAGACCACGUUUAUGGUGCUCGAGGGGAUGAUGAUUUCGAUUGCGGUCAUUGCCAUGAGUACUUGGGGACAUCCGGGCAUUGGGUUUAAUGGACGGUGGGAGGCGUUGAAUUAUCCGAUGUUUCGCGUUGGGAGGAAGAAGGGGGAAAGUCAGGCGGAGGCUUAGUGGGGGGAGUUGUGUGUUGUUAUGAUGAUGCAUCUGGUUUGGUUAUGGGUGUGAUUGAUUUGUUUCUUUUGUGUUUGGUUUGGCCGGUCUGGUGUUGUGGUGUUGAGCGUGGUGUAUACUAGCUUUGUCUAGAAAAUCAGGGUAUAGAGUUCCUGCAGGUGCAUAGCUAUCAAUAAG